AUGGUAAAUGGUAGCUGAAUAACUGCAGCUGCAGAAGAGCUGGAGUUUGGAGUUUGUACGAAUGGCUGAGGAGAUGUUUCAGAAGGAUGAAACUCUGAGAAUGAGGAAAAGGCUGAUCGGACAGUCCUGCAGGCUGUUCUUCUCUGAUGACCCGGUGAAGAUAGUGAGAGCUCGAGGACAGUACCUGUAUGAUGAGAAUGGGGUUCAGUACCUGGACUGUAUUAGUAAUGUUCAGCACGUGGGUCACUGCCAUCCUGCUGUUACUCAGGCUGCUGCUGCUCAGAUGGAUCUUCUUAAUGCAAACACCAGAUUCCUCCAUGAUAAUAUAGUGCAUUAUGCAGACAGACUCGCCGCUACUCUGCCCAAGAAGCUCUCUGUCUUUUACUUCGUCAACUCAGGCUCUGAAGCGAAUGAUCUUGCCUUGCGAUUGGCUCGUCAGUACACUGGAAACAAGGAUGUUAUAGUUUUAGACCAUGCGUAUCACGGCCAUCUCUCCAGUCUAAUCGACAUAAGUCCCUACAAGUUCCGGAAGUUGGAGGGUCAGAAAGACUGGGUUCACGUGGCUCCACUCGCUGAUACAUACAGAGGCCUUUACAGACACGACCACCCCGAUCCAGCUCAGGCCUACGCAGAUACUGUGAAGAACCUUAUUGAUGACAUGCACAGCAAGGGACGUAAGAUUUCAUCUUUCUUUGUGGAGUCUUUACCCAGUGUUGGUGGGCAGAUCAUCUUCCCACGUGGAUACUUUACAAAGGUUGCAGAGUACGUUCGAGCAGCAGGGGGAGUGUUUGUAGCUGAUGAAAUUCAGACCGGAUUUGGUCGAGUUGGAAGCCACUACUGGGCCUUUCAGCUCCAGGGAGAGGAUUUCUGUCCUGAUAUUGUGACGAUGGGCAAACCCAUGGGAAACGGGCAUCCGCUGGCAUGUGUGGUCACCUCCGAGGAGAUAGCUGGAGCCUUCACAGCUAACGGAGUGGAGUACUUCAACACUUUUGGAGGAAACCCGGUGUCAUGUGCGAUUGGUCUGGCAGUGUUAGAUGUGAUUGAGAAAGAGGAUCUGAGAGGAAACGCAGUUCGAGUUGGGAAUCACCUGAAGGAUCUCCUCAAACAGCUCCAGAUCAAACACCCAAUCAUCGGAGACGUACGUGGUGCGGGGCUGUUUGUGGGGUUUGAAUUGGUUAAAGAUAGAGUGGAUUUAACUCCUGCGACCGAGGAGGCAGCGCUGCUCAUUAGGAGGAUGAAGGAGAAGUAUAUAUGUUUGAGUACGGAUGGACCGUGGGAGAACGUCGUCAAAUUCAAGCCCCCCAUGUGCUUCAGAAUGGAGGACGCUGAACGAGUCACUGAGGAAAUCGAUCUUGUUCUUAGAGAAAUCCAGGAUGCCUCCCUACAGAAAUGAUGAUGGUUAGUAGUGAAUUUAGGAACUGGAAAAAAGCCGGGCAACAUUUCCAACAUUUUAGGUUUUGCCAAAAAAUGUUGCUCAGUCAUUUGAGAUCAAUAGUUUUCUGCAUACUGAAAACCAAUGAACAUUUCUGCUGUGUUUGGGGAACAUUUUAG
Messenger RNA from Astyanax mexicanus (Mexican tetra), 1551 nucleotides. It is a transcript of the gene phykpl, whose product is annotated as 5-phosphohydroxy-L-lysine phospho-lyase. Gene Ontology annotation, cellular component: mitochondrion. Bases 62 to 1393 code for a protein of 443 amino acids. NCBI's taxonomy places the organism in Eukaryota, Metazoa, Chordata, Actinopteri, Characiformes, Acestrorhamphidae. Gene Ontology annotation, molecular function: transaminase activity; pyridoxal phosphate binding. The transcript is spliced from 12 exons. The record is from RefSeq and is a predicted model, not a curated record.